Molecule: messenger RNA, 2247 nt
Organism: Eubalaena glacialis (North Atlantic right whale)
Lineage: Eukaryota; Metazoa; Chordata; Mammalia; Artiodactyla; Balaenidae
Product: sialidase-like
Exons: 1
Coding region: 1-2247 (748 amino acids)
Cellular component (GO): cornified envelope; cytoplasm
Source: RefSeq, a predicted model, not a curated record
AUGAGUGGGUCACAUCCUUCAAGGUCACAUCCCUCACAUCCCUCAACACCCCUCAGAGACACAACUCCCCUCAGGAGACCUUCCCUCAACCAAAGACACAACUCCCCUCGGGGACCUUCCUUCAACCAAAGACACAACUCCCCUCGGGGACCUUCCUUCAACAAAAGACACAACUCCCCUCGGGGACCUUCCUUCAACCAAAGACACAACUCCCCUCGGGGACCUUCCUUCAACCAAAGACACAACUCCCCUCGGGGACCUUCCUUCAACCAAAGACACAACUCCCCUCGGGGACCUUCCUUCAACCAAAGACACAACUCCCCUCAGGGGCCUUACUUCAACCAAAGACACAACUCCCCUCGGGAACCUUCCUUCAACCAAAGACACAACUCCCCUCGGGGACCUUCCUUCAACCAAAGACACAGCUCCCCUCAGGGACCUUCCCUCAACCAAAGACACAGCUCCCCUCAGGGGCCUUACUUCAACCAAAGACACAACUCCCCUCGGAGACCUUCCUUCAACCAAAGACACAACUCCCCUCGGGGACCUUCCUUCAACCAAAGACACAACUCCCCUCGGGGACCUUCCUUCAACCAAAGACACAACUCCCCUCAGGGGCCUUACUUCAACCAAAGACACAACUCCCCUCGGGAACCUUCCUUCAACCAAAGACACAACUCCCCUCGGGGACCUUCCUUCAACCAAAGACACAGCUCCCCUCAGGGACCUUCCCUCAACCAAAGACACAGCUCCCCUCAGGGGCCUUACUUCAACCAAAGACACAACUCCCCUCGGAGACCUUCCUUCAACCAAAGACACAACUCCCCUCGGGGACCUUCCUUCAACCAAAGACACAACUCCCCUCAGGGACCUUCCUUCAACCAAAGACACAACUCCCCUCGGGGACCUUCCUUCAACCAAAGACACAACUCCCCUCGGAGACCUUCCUUCAACCAAAGACACAACUCCCCUCGGGGACCUUCCUUCAACCAAAGACACAACUCCCCUCGGGGACCUUCCUUCAACCACAGACACAACUCCCCUCGGGGACCUUCCCUCAACCAAAGUCACAACUCCCCUCGGGGACCUUCCUUCAACCAAAGACACAACUCCCCUCGGGGACCUUCCUUCAACCAAAGACACAACUCCCCUCGGGGACCUUCCUUCAACAAAAGACACAACUCCCCUCGGGGACCUUCCUUCAACCAAAGACACAACUCCCCUCGGGGACCUUCCUUCAACCAAAGACACAACUCCCCUCGGGGACCUUCCUUCAACCAAAGACACAACUCCCCUCGGGGACCUUCCUUCAACCAAAGACACAACUCCCCUCGGGGACCUUCCUUCAACCAAAGACACAACUCCCCUCGGGGACCUUCCUUCAACCACAGACACAACUCCCCUCGGGGACCUUCCCUCAACCAAAGUCACAACUCCCCUCGGGGACCUUCCUUCAACCAAAGACACAACUCCCCUCGGGGACCUUCCUUCAACCAAAGACACAACUCCCCUCGGGGACCUUCCUUCAACAAAAGACACAACUCCCCUCGGGGACCUUCCUUCAACCAAAGACACAACUCCCCUCGGGGACCUUCCUUCAACCAAAGACACAACUCCCCUCGGGGACCUUCCUUCAACCAAAGACACAACUCCCCUCGGGGACCUUCCUUCAACCAAAGACACAACUCCCCUCGGGGACCUUCCUUCAACCAAAGACACAACUCCCCUCGGGGACCUUCCUUCAACCAAAGACACAACUCCCCUCGGGGGCCUUCCUUCAACCACAGACACAACUCCCCUCGGGGACCUUCCUUCAACCAAAGACACAACUCCCCUCGGGGACCUUCCUUCAACCAAAGACACAACUCCCCUCGGGGACCUUCCUUCAACCAAAGACAGAACUCCCCUCAGGGGCCUUACUUCAACCAAAGACACAACUCCCCUCAGGGACCUUCCUUCAACCAAAGACACAACUCCCCUCGGGGACCUUCCUUCAGCCAAAGACACAACUCCCCUCAGGGACCUUCCUUCAACCAAAGACACAACUCCCCUCGGGGACCUUCCUUCAACCAAAGACACAACUCCCCUCGGGGGCCUUCCUUCAACCACAGACACAACUCCCCUCGGGGACCUUCCUUCAACCAAAGACACAACUCCCCUCGGGGACCUUCCUUCUCCACACAACUCUCUCACUCUCUGGAUCCCGGUAAUGGCCCCCUCUCCUUGCCCCUUGGAAAAUUAGAAUAG